AUGGGCCUUGUUUUUCUCUUUCUCAAACCCGCCACCUCCUCCACAACCCCCUUCUUCUUCCUCCUCCUCUUUCUUCUCCUCACCUUCCUCUCUUUUCUCACUGCACCCACUCUCGCAGACACCACCCGCCAUGUCUCCACCCCAGACUUCGGCGACAUUGCCUCCAUAUCAGCAAACCCAUCACCUUCCCCACCCAACGCGGGCCCAGCCAAGGCCUCCUCCUUCCGGCCCAGCAUCGCCAUAAUCGUCGGCGUCCUCACCACAUUGUUCUCCAUUACAUUUCUCCUCCUCCUCUACGCCAAGCACUGCAAGCGCGGUGCUCUCGUAGUCGUCGCCGUAAACUCCAAUUCCGGACCUUCCGGAUCCACCCAGCGCAAAAACUCCGGUAUUGACCGCUCUGUCGUCGAGUCCUUACCCGUUUUCCGGUUCGGGUCGCUCCAAGGUCAGAAGGAGGGGCUCGAGUGCGCCGUCUGCCUGACCCGGUUCGACCGGGCCGAGGUCCUCCGUCUCCUCCCCAAGUGCAAGCACGCCUUCCACGUCGAGUGCGUCGACACGUGGCUCGACGCCCACUCCACCUGCCCGCUUUGCCGGUACCGGGUCGACCCGGAAGACGUGCUCUUAGUCGACGACGCCUCUAAGAUCUUGCACAGCCAGCAAAGCAGCGACGUCGUUUUGGAUAUCGAGAAUGACCCGGGUUAUCGCCGGGUUUCGGGGCGUCACUCGUUCGCCGGAGAGCAAAGACCGGGUAACCCGAUUCCGACGUGGUCGUUUCGGAGGUCUCUGGACAGCUGGACGGCGUUUAGAAAGAAGAGCGAACCGUCGACCGUGGGAUGCCUUGACCGCCCGAGAAAAGACGGGCUGCUGUUGGGCCAGGACAGGACGAGGUUGGAGCACCGGAUUAUAAUCUCCCCCGGGUCGGCUUGUGGCCCCGGCGGGCUCCACCAAAGAUGGAGCGACGUACAGCCGUCGGAUCUUCUGUAUCUACGGUCGGAGAUGAUUAUGAGCGAGGGGUUGCCACGUCAGCCGUCUCAGCAGAAUGAGAAUAAUAGUGCGCAGCAGGUGAUCACAGUGACAGCGGGGCCCGCGGGGCCCGCAAGGCGAGCGGGGAUCGAAGAGAGCAGGAGAUCAUGGAGCUGUGGUGGUGGCAGUAGCGUAAUAAAUUCGAGAAGCGUGUCGGAAAUCACUGGGCUGAGCAGAUUUUCGAACAGAGCGAGGAGUAAUGAGAGUCUGAGCCACCACCAACAGCAACAACAACAGCGACAGCUCAAGCUUGUGGCCAGGUGGCUGGCGUGGGUUUCUUCUCUCUCACGUCCGGGUAUACGGACGGAGCGUACAACGACCCCCACUCCACCGCCCGUCUGUUAG
Molecule: messenger RNA, 1365 nt
Organism: Prunus armeniaca (apricot)
Lineage: Eukaryota; Viridiplantae; Streptophyta; Magnoliopsida; Rosales; Rosaceae
Source: the annotation of a GenBank genome assembly